This is a messenger RNA of Colias croceus (clouded yellow), 1635 nucleotides long. Its product is annotated as 1,5-anhydro-D-fructose reductase-like. Lineage: Eukaryota; Metazoa; Arthropoda; Insecta; Lepidoptera; Pieridae. Gene Ontology annotation, cellular component: cytosol. The record is from RefSeq and is a predicted model, not a curated record. Gene Ontology annotation, molecular function: aldose reductase (NADPH) activity. Bases 227 to 1351 code for a protein of 374 amino acids. The transcript is spliced from 6 exons.
CCUUUGUACACGAGCGGGAAAUUUGAAUCGGAUGAUUUCUUUUCAGUCAAAAUCAAUACAUAUGCCAUGAAAAUACGAAAGUCGCAAAUAAUACCUUAUACAUAUUAUUAUCAUCACCUGGCGUGAACUUAUUGUUCUUUUGCCUUUGUUAAAAUAAGAAGGGAUUUUUUUUAUCACGAGUGAUCGCAAGAACAGAAAAAGAAUUUUUGGCAGAGAGCCAAUACUAAUGUCCAUCAGAUUAUUCUUAAACAGGGGCUUAUACUGUGUGGCAGUAAAGGGAUUCGGAAAAUCAAAGUCCUUCCUUGUACAAUCAAAUACGACCCGUGAAUAUAAAAAGUUUUUUGGAAGAAUGAAAUUUGCAAAAUUAUCACAAACUGAAGAUUUGAUGCCAACUCUAGGAUUAGGUACAUGGCAGGCUUCAUCAGAUGUUAUAGAAUCCAUUGUUUAUAAAGCUUUGGAAUUAGGCUAUCGGCAUAUCGAUACAGCAUUUAAUUACAACAACGAAGAAGCUAUCGGAAGAGCAAUAAAAAGGUGGAUUGAAGAUGGAAACGGUUCAAGGAAAGAUUUGUUUAUCACAACAAAGCUGCCACAUGUCGGUAACAGAGCUUCCGACGUGAAAAAGUUCGUCGAUCUUCAACUCGGUCGAUUGCAGCUGGAGUACGUGGACUUGUAUUUGAUACAUGUGCCGUUUGCUUUUCAUUGCGACCCGGAGACGUUGACACCAGUUGUGAAACAAAAUGGGGAAUAUGAGCUGGAUAUGGAGACUGAUCAUGUCAGCACUUGGAAGGUGAUGGAAGAGUGCCAGAAAGAGGGUCGCAUCCGAAAUCUUGGCUUGUCAAACUUUAACGAGCACCAAAUAGCCAAGUUAAUGAAAGCGUCAUCUUUCAAGCCGCAAGUACUGCAAGUGGAGUUACAUGCGUACUUCCAGCAGGUGGCGUUGCGGAAGUUUUGUGAGGAGAACGAUAUAGUGGUCACUGCGUAUGCGCCGCUUGGCAGCCCGGGCGCGAAGGACCAUUUUGUAAAUAAGUAUAAUUACAGCCCGGAUAAAUUCCCAGACCUGCUGGGGCACCCAGAGGUAAAAAAUAUCGCGGAAAAGUAUGGCAAGACGACGGCACAAGUGCUCUUGCGCUUUUUAGUGCAGGAGAAGGUCGUUGUCAUUCCUAAAAGUACUAGCGAGAAUAGGAUUAAGGAAAAUUCGAACAUCUACGAUUUCGAAUUGACUCCAGCUGAAAUCAAUCGUUUAAGAAAGUUGGACAAAGGCGAGGAUGGACGUAUUUUCAAUUUCUUGUUCUGGAAAGGAGUUGAGAACCACCCGGAAUACCCAUUUAAAAUAUCGGAAAUAACUGCAUAAGCCUGUCAUAAAUUCCCAAUAAAGAUGUUUAAAGUUAUGGCACAAAUACGCCAGAUUUCACCUUCAUUCCUUUAAUAUGUGGGAAAAAUAUCGAACAUUCUAGUCAUUAUUUACCUCAUUAUGUUUUAAUUAUUUAUUUUGCCAUGUAGGACGAUUAGCUUGAGUAUGGGAUGUGGUAACCACCAGUGAGAAUUUGUGAUGUAACUUAUAGGGUUAGUGUUGAAAACAGAGUUGGACUUCAAAGAAGGAUGAUUGCGUUAUUUUAUUUUAAAUAAAAUAGUUUU